AUGACAAGACCAAUUUUAAUUUCUUACCCAGUUUCAAUAUUAUAUAAUAAAUUCAAUAUUCAUAAUGGAUUAAAUACAAUUCUUGAGAUGAUUUACCCCAUUGGUUCAAUAUAUACAUCAAUGAAUUCAACAAAUCCAGCUGAUGUAUUCGGUUUCGGUACAUGGCAACAAAUAACCGAUCGUUUCCUCUACUGUGCUAAUAGUUCAAAACAAACCGGUGGAAGUAAAAAGAUUACUGGCGAAAAUUUACCUGCUCAUAGUCAUUAUGUUAAUUUAAACACUCAAGACUCGGGCUGGCAUAGUCAUACUUAUACUAAUUCGUUUGAAUAUCCUGAUGGAAAUAAUGGAUUUCCUGAUGGAUGGUCUGAUAGAGACGCUAGCAGGGGUAAAUAUUGGUACGGUAAUAAAAAUAGAUGGAAUGAAGGAUAUACUUCAAACGGUUCAGGUACACAUUCACAUAACGUUUCAGGAUAUACACAAACGACAGGAAGAGGUACAGAUUACAUGCCACCUUAUAUGACAGUUUAUGCAUGGUUUCGCGUUCAAUGA
Messenger RNA from Trichomonas vaginalis G3, 549 nucleotides. RefSeq names its product keratin-associated protein family. Lineage: Eukaryota; Parabasalia; Trichomonadida; Trichomonadidae. Bases 1 to 549 code for a protein of 182 amino acids. The record is from RefSeq and is a predicted model, not a curated record. The transcript has a single exon.